GUUGACUCUCCGUCUUCACUUGGCUGCAUUCGAUUAAGCGGCUCCGGAGACGCGACCAUGCUGUGGAAACUAGUGGAGAAUGUCAAGUAUGAAGAUAUUUACGAGGACCGCCAUGACGGGGUCUCGAGCCACAGCUCCCGUCUGUCCCAGCUGGGCUCGGUGUCGCACGCCGGCCCCUACUCGAGCGCGCCGCCGCUCUCGCACGCGCCCUCCUCGGACUUCCAGCCGCCCUACUUCCCGCCGCCCUACCAGCCGCUGGCCCACUACCAGAGCCAGGACCCCUACUCGCACGUCAGCGACCCCUACUCCCUGAACCCGCUGCACCAGAGCCAGCAGGGCGCGUGGGGCGCGCGGCAGCGGCAGGACGCGGCCGGGGAGCGGAUGGACAGUUCCGGGCUGCUGGCGCAGCCGCGGGCCUCGCUGCCGCAGCUCUCCGGGCUGGACCCGCGCCGGGACUACAGCGGCGUGCGGCGGCCGGACGUGCUGCUGCACGCGGCCCACCCGGGGCUCGAGGCCGGCAUGGGCGACGGACUGCUGCACGGACUUCACGGCAUGGACGACGUCCAGACGAUCGACGACAGCAACGGCACCAACAUACUGGACCAGUCGGUCAUCAAGAAAGUGCCCAUGCCGCCUAAGAACGUGGGGUCUCUGAUGCUGGGCAAAGACGGCCUGAUCGGCGGCGUCACCGUCAACAUCAACGAGCUCUUCUGCUCGGUCCCCGGACGCCUGUCGCUGCUCAGCUCCACCUCCAAGUACAAGGUGACGGUGGGGGAGGUCCAGAGGAGGCUGUCGCCGCCCGAGUGUCUCAACGCCUCGCUGCUGGGCGGCGUGCUGAGGAGAGCCAAGUCCAAAAACGGAGGCAAGUGUCUGCGAGAGAAGCUGGAGAAGAUCGGGCUGAACUUACCCGCCGGGAGACGCAAGGCCGCCAACGUGACGCUGCUGACCUCACUGGUGGAAGGGGAGGCCGUCCAUCUGGCCCGGGACUUCGGCUACAUCUGUGAAACGGAGUUUCCCACCAAGGCCGUGAGCGAGUACCUGAACCGGCAGCACACGGACCCCAACGAGCUCCACACACGCAAGAACAUGCUGCUGGCCACCAAACAACUGUGUAAGGAGUUCACCGACCUGCUGGCCCAGGACAGGACUCCCCUGGGCAACUCCAGGCCCAGCCCCAUCCUGGAGCCCGGCAUCCAAAGCUGCCUCUCCCACUUCUCCUUCAUCACGCACGGCUUUGGCUCCCCAGCCAUCUGUGCGGCGCUCACCGCCCUCCAGAACUACCUCACUGAGGCCUUGAAAGGACUCGACAAGAUGUUCCUCAACAACCCCUCCAACAACCGCCACGGUGACUCUGGCAACAAAGGAGCCGACAAAGAGGACAAGCAGCGGAAAUGAAGCGCACGGGGGCUGGGGCGAGGCGAGGCUGGGUGGGGGGGGACACAGGGAUCCAGGCGUCCUCUCUAGCGCCACGCUGCUGACCCGCCGCUCAUCAGGCCGAGGCGCAGGACGGAGGAGCCGCGCGCCCCUGGGCCAGAGUCAGAGACACAGAGGGAUUUUUCAUCCGACUUCUUUUUAUUCCCCCAGAGGACUUCACAGUUACUGUGCUACAUCCAUUUCACUGCCCUGAGACAUGCCGACCGAGACGGAAAAACAUUGUGCGACCGCUCCAUCAGUGUUUCCUCCUUGCCGCGAGAGAGAGAGAGAGCGAGAAAAGAAAGAGGCAAGCAAGGGCUCGUCUGCUGAAGGCUUUUAACUGACAUGUGUACAUAUUUAUUUAUUUUAAUUUCAACGAAUGCUUGUGUAAAUAGGUGUGCCAGCUAUUUUUCGGAGUAGGCCUAUUUAUCUGUGGUGUUGGUGGGCAGCCAGAGGGGGCGCUGUUCUGGUGUUUUCUUUUUCCGUUCUAGAGCUGUUGUCAUGGUGAUGAUGAAGAUGAUGAAGGGUAGACAUGCUUCCAGUUGUCCAGUGGUUUCAUUUCUAUCACAUUGAUAAUAAACCGUGUGUUUUACUACGACACAUCCGCAGCGUUGAGCUUUCCUCAGCCACGGAGAGGAAACCGUCCUGCUCCUCUCAGGAGCUUGUUUGCUCCACUUUAAAGACACGACUUGUUUGGAUUC
This is a messenger RNA of Synchiropus splendidus (mandarinfish), 2114 nucleotides long. RefSeq names its product transcription factor AP-2 beta (gene tfap2b). The transcript is spliced from 7 exons. Gene Ontology annotation, molecular function: RNA polymerase II transcription regulatory region sequence-specific DNA binding; DNA-binding transcription factor activity, RNA polymerase II-specific. Lineage: Eukaryota; Metazoa; Chordata; Actinopteri; Syngnathiformes; Callionymidae. The record is from RefSeq and is a predicted model, not a curated record. Gene Ontology annotation, biological process: anatomical structure development; regulation of cell population proliferation; regulation of transcription by RNA polymerase II. The coding region runs from base 58 to 1395 and encodes 445 amino acids. Gene Ontology annotation, cellular component: nucleus.